Molecule: messenger RNA, 666 nt
Organism: Caenorhabditis remanei
Lineage: Eukaryota; Metazoa; Nematoda; Chromadorea; Rhabditida; Rhabditidae
Exons: 5
Coding region: 1-666 (221 amino acids)
Source: RefSeq, a predicted model, not a curated record
AUGGUAGCGCUUCUUCUACUAUUCCUGACUCUGCCUGUCGCAGUCUUCACAAAAGACCCAAAAUGUCCAGAUGGCUUCUUACACUUCAAACGGACACCCACUGCAAAGAAUAACCAUACAAAGGAUUGGUGCGUUAAAGUGUUUUCCUACUCCAACACCGGUAAUCGAGACUAUGCUAGAAGUGUAUGCAUUGCAAACCAUGCCAUGUUGACUAUCCCAGAGAAUAGAGCGGAGUAUGAAGCUAUUGGCGAAUUCGUUCGUAAGAACAACUACUCGGCGCCACAUGCCAUCGAUGGAGAGCUUUCUUCCAGAUGCAAAGCCAGAUACUUGCAUAAAUGGUUUGAUACCAAUACAGUGGAAGGAGAAUGCAACAUAAAGAAAAACCUUUUCAUGUUUGACGACAUAAACACAGACCCCUCCUACAUACUUACCAAAUUUGGAAAUAGGGUUCCUAGUGGUGGUGGAGAAAUGUCUGUCGCCGAAUCGUCACCGAAAUUGAUCUUUUUAUACGGAUGUAUGGUAUUGACGCAGACACACUUGCAUGGGAAUGAGAAAGCUCUUUCGUUUGCGAAUCUAGAGUGGUGUGGAGGGAAGGCACAUUCGAAGAAUAGCGUUGGGCCUGAGUCAUUGGUUGAUUCAGUUGUUUGCGGAAGGCAUCCGGAGUGA